This is a messenger RNA of Astrephomene gubernaculifera, 1079 nucleotides long. The record is from the annotation of a GenBank genome assembly. Lineage: Eukaryota; Viridiplantae; Chlorophyta; Chlorophyceae; Chlamydomonadales; Astrephomenaceae.
UAGCUUCGAACCAAUCUGUAAUUAGCUUGUUGAUAAUACGUGUGACACCCGCGGCCUAAACUUGCAUAUUGAAGACCACCACCUGUUAGCUUCGACAUUGACCACCUUUGCCGCGUACAUAAGAAAUUGCGUUCCAUCAUGAAUUUGUAGUAUGGACAAACGAUGAUGGAGGGUUGCAUAUGACCUAAGACACUUCUAAGGAGUUCGCAUUCUGAGAGUCCGGCCCCCAGCUAGGCCUUUAUAGGAAUAGAAAGAACUUCAUCACAAUGGCGGAACAGCAGUUUGAAGAUAUGGAGGCGUUCUUGCGUGUGGCCAAGUACACACUGGUCAAGUUCACGGACAUGAACGUGGAGAUGAAGGAGGAGGCGAUGGAUAUUUGCAUCACGGCCGUUGAGAAGUACCCCAACGAUGCGGAGAAGUGCACACAGAUGAUUAAAGACCAAAUGGACAAGAAGUUCGGCGCGCCAUGGCACGUGGUUGUGGGGAAAGGCUUCUCCUACGAGAUCACAUACGAGGUACGAAACUUGUUAUACAUCUACGUCGGCGGGCGGACAGCCGUGCUGCUCUGGAAGAUGUGAGUACGACAACCUGCAGCCCUGAGGUCACUGUCCGGCGUUUGGGCGCUGGGGGGGCCCUAUACCUGCGACCGCUGGAGUGUUGCGCUAGCAGCAAGCGGAGUGCAGCUCACCCGUGGGCUGCUGCCACUGGCUUACCCUCGGGCUUCGCGUGCGCAUGGGGUUCAUGGUGGUUAUGGCGGAUUGAUUGUGGCGAAUGCAUGGCGGAGGAGGUGGAAGUGCUGGAUUGGGGGGACAGGUUGCCAUGUGUUCUUGUCCAUGGGACCUAAACAUCUGGUGCCAGCUUUUACUUAACACGUAGGACCAACGGUUAAGUUGCUUGGCCAUACCCGGCCAUCCUCUCAUGUAUGUAUGCAACACACAGUCAACACUCUAGUGAGCAAUGUACAGGAUCGGCCGAUCUUGUGGCGUUGCGUAAUAGGUUUUCAUGCUGCGAAAUGAAUGAUGUGUGGCGGUUUCGCGGUAGUUUUAAAGUCACGUCAGGGCAAGUUAGCAGGGCGUUUG